Molecule: messenger RNA, 810 nt
Organism: Misgurnus anguillicaudatus (oriental weatherfish)
Lineage: Eukaryota; Metazoa; Chordata; Actinopteri; Cypriniformes; Cobitidae
Source: RefSeq, a predicted model, not a curated record
AUGGAGUCCACAAUCCAAUGGGACAUCCUCAGCUUGGUGACAGACAAAGCUGAGCUUGAGUACAGUCGCAGUGCACGUGAUGUUCGACUGGUCAAUGGUAGUAAUCCCUGCUCUGGUAGAGUUGAGGUCUUUCACAAUGGUAGUUGGGGAACUGUGUGCGAUGACUCUUGGGAUAUUUAUGAUGCUGAUGUGGUGUGCAGACAGGUGGGAUGUGAAAAAGCUCUUGGUGCAAACAGUGAGGCUUCUUUUGGCCAGGGGAGUGACUCUAUCUGGCUGGAUGAUGUUGCAUGUUCUGGAAAUGAGAGCAGCCUUUUACAGUGCAAACACAAUGGACUAGGAUCACAUAACUGUAAACACGAUGAAGAUGCUGGUGUUAUAUGCUCAGGAGGUGAUGUUCGACUGGUCAAUGGUAGUAAUUCCUGCUCUGGUAGAGUUGAGGUCUUUCACAAUGGUAGUUGGGGAACUGUGUGCGAUGAUUCUUGGCACAUUAAUGAUGCUGAUGUGGUGUGCAGACAGGUGGGAUGUGGCCAAGCCCUUAUUGCAAACAGUGAUGCUUCUUUUGGCCAGGGGAGUGAUUCUAUCUGGCUUGAUGAAGUUGAAUGUUCUGGAAGUGAGAGCAGCUUAAAAGAGUGCAAACACAAUGGACUAGGUUCACAUAACUGUAAACAUUAUGAAGAUGCUGGUGUUAUAUGCUCAGAUAAGAGAACAAUAUUCCAUCCUGUAAAGGUUUGUUUACAAACUAUUUAAAGCCAGGACUUUGAGUACUAAAACGGAAGGAAAAUUUAAAGUUGUGAUUUUCUAGGAACUAUA